AUGUACCCUUCCGCACCCACUGCCGAGGAUAGGCGUGAGAGUCUACAGAGUCGUCUGAGGGCUAGCCUUGGACCUCCACCUCUGGAUAUGGAGUCAGCUGUUGUCGAUGAUGACGAUACUGCCGACAACGACAACGGCACCCGUACCCGUACCAGCAGUUCCAAUUCCAAUGGCAAUUCCACUUCCGAUACAACGUCCAACACAAGUGUCACUGCUUCUCUCUCGCCUCUUGUGUCUCCUAGGCCAGAGCUUGGUGUUGUCCAUGAUUAUGACCAUGCUCUCUCGUUGCUCGAAACUGACGAUGACAGGACUGCCCAAAUCGCAGCCAACGCCCCCCGCUACCGCCGGAAGAGCUCAACUUUCAUAGAUGCCAUCCAUGACACUCCUGAGGAGCAGGACAGGGCCCCGGCCCAGCUUUACAGCACUAUGUCCGGCCGUCUUUUCCACUCUGGCCGCAUUGCAAUUGUGAUGGUCGGCCUUCCGGCUCGUGGAAAAACCCACAUCUGUGUCUCGCUAUCGAGAUACCUCCAAUGGCUCGGUGUUAAGACCCGCAUAUUCCACCUCGGCGAUUACCGGAGGGCAACUGUGGGUAAUCACGGCGCCGUGCCCGAAGACUAUUUCUUCCCAAAUGCGUCGCCUGCAUCUGUCAUCCUCCGCCAAAAGAUCCUGAAAAAGUGCCGUGAAGACAUUUACGCCUGGCUCAACCACGAAAACGGCCAAGUCGCCAUCUAUGAUGCCGUGAACCCAACUGCCGCUGGAAGGCGGUCUCUCGCCAAGGAGUUUUCUAGGCAUGACGUUCAGACGCUUUUCAUCGAAUCUUUCGUAGAUGACGAGCGUAUAUUGAAUGAGAAUGCCCGAAAUGUCAAAAUAUCAUCGCCAGAUUUCGAGGGCAUGAACCCCGAUGAGGCAGCCCGGCUCUAUCUGAAGAGAAUCGAGGCAAAAAUCCCCGUUUUCGAGACUAUGAACGAGACCGAGCUCAAUUUCAUUAAGAUGAUAAACGCCGGCCAAAAGUUCUUUUACAACAACGUCAGCUUCAACUAUCUUUCUCACCGCAUCGUCUUUUACCUCACCAACUUGCACAUCAAGUCCCGGGCGACAUACUUCGUCCGAGCCGGUGUGACCACUGAAGAGGACUCGUACAAAGCCGACGCGCCUCUAUCGGAAGAAGGGUUCGCUUAUGCGAGACGCAUGUCUGAGACCCUUCUGAAGCACAGAGAAGAAAAGCGCAAGAAGGUCAUUGAUGAGGGCGGAGCCGAUAUUCCGCUCAAGCCGCUGACCGUUUGGACAUCGACAAGGCUGAGAACAAUCCAGACGGCCGAGUACCUCAAGGGCAAGGGCUACAAGGUACGGCAGCGAUCGCAGAUGAGUCAGAUCAAUCCGGGAGUGUGCGAGCGUCUUACCGAACGAACGAUUCGUCGACGAUACCCCGACGAAAUUGAAAAGCAUGAAAGGGAUCCGUACCAUCAUCGGUACCCCAGGGCUGAGUCCUACCAUGACCUUGCUGUGCGGCUAGAACCAAUUAUUCUAGAGCUUGAACGUGAGCAGAAUGACCUCUUGAUCAUCGCUCAUGAGUCAGUUCUAAGAGUUCUUUAUGCCUACUUGAUGCAUUGCUCUACGAUGGACAUUCCGUUCCUCAAAUUCCCUCGCGACGAGAUUAUCGAAAUCAUCCCCGCAGCCUACCAAAACGAGUCGAACCGUAUUCAUAUCCCGGGUAUCGAUCCCAGAAUUGUCCCUGGUUCUCCACAGGAUAUCCGCAUCCCCGUUCCCCCGGGUGUCGGAAGCGGACAGAUGAGCCCAAUUCCGGGACUUUCGUCUCCCGCUGAACCGGCCGACAAGAUUUUGGAGAAGUUUUCGUUUGACAAGCAUAAGUUUGAGAAGAAUAAGCCUCUUCAGACUCCACCUUCGGAAAAGCCCCCUUUCAAACUGAUGGAGACAGUGGCGGAUAAGAUUCACGACGAUGACUAG
Molecule: messenger RNA, 1965 nt
Organism: Scedosporium apiospermum
Lineage: Eukaryota; Fungi; Ascomycota; Sordariomycetes; Microascales; Microascaceae
Exons: 6
Coding region: 1-1965 (654 amino acids)
Biological process (GO): fructose metabolic process; fructose 2,6-bisphosphate metabolic process
Cellular component (GO): cytosol
Molecular function (GO): ATP binding; fructose-2,6-bisphosphate 2-phosphatase activity; 6-phosphofructo-2-kinase activity
Source: RefSeq, a predicted model, not a curated record